Durio zibethinus is the source of this 2845-nucleotide messenger RNA. RefSeq lists its product as uncharacterized. The record is from RefSeq and is a predicted model, not a curated record. NCBI's taxonomy places the organism in Eukaryota, Viridiplantae, Streptophyta, Magnoliopsida, Malvales, Malvaceae.
UAAUCGCGCAAAUCUAAUUCCAAUUGAUAGCGCUACUGUUACUUGAAACCUUUCAACUGUGUUAAUUUUAAUGCGGUCGAAAUCAAUUUUUUUGCACAAAAAGUUUUUUUUUUUUUUUUUUAAAUGUUCCAAUCGCUAGGAUAUCAUAAAAGCAAACGCAAUUAUAGAAUCCUCCCCGCAUUUUCUUCAUUUCCAAAUCCCGCUAAUCACCGUCUCUUUUAUAUAUUUUCUGUUUGCCCUUUCAAGGCUUAAAACAAACAAAUAAGAUCCCCUCCCAGAGAACUUCCCGUUUCUUUCCCCGCAAGAACUCUGUCAGGCGCGUGAUCAUCACGUUCUUUAACGGUCCCCUUCCCUUCAAUCACUCUACACGUUUCUCCUCUCUUCCUAUCCUCUUAUCCGCCUUCAACUUCUCUCUCUCCAUUGAAAGGGUUUUAGCUUUCCCCUUUCUCUCCAUCUUAAACCCUACCUAGGGUUUUGACUGAUACCAAAUCCCCAAGUUCUUUUUUUUUUUUUCACUAAUUUCACCACCCAUAACAUGCAAUUUUCGAGCAAUCUAUAACUAUGAUUGAGAAAACAAAGAAACAGAAGAAGGGUUCAAUCAGUGAGGAAGAUAUCUCUACUAUUCUACAAAGGUAUACGGCAACUACUAUUUUGGCACUGUUGCAAGAAGUGGCACAGUUUCCUGGUGUGAAGCUGAAUUGGAAUGCUUUAGUCAAGAAGACUUCUACUGGAAUUUCUAAUGCUAGGGAGUACCAGAUGUUAUGGCACCAUUUGGCCUACCGCGACGCCUUGCUUGAGAAAUUGGAAGAUGGGGCUGAACCCUUGGAUGAUGACAGUGACUUAGAAUAUGAAUUGGAACGUUGCCCUUCUGUUAGUAGUGAAGCUUCAGCAGAAGCUGCAGCAUGUGUGAAGGUACUGAUUGCUUCUGGUUUACCUAGUGACUCGAGUCGCGCAAACAGCUCAACAGUAGAGGCUUCAUUAAGAAUAAAUGUACCUAAUGUGCAGUCAUUUAGAGUGUCUUCAGAGAACUCGCAGCACACUUGCUCAAUGCAAGGGACGAACAUAACUGUUCCAGUUUCUGUUCAGAAACAAAUUCUGCCUGCAGUGACAUCGGCUGAAACAUUGGAAGGAAGUGGAUCAGCUGGUGUAAACCAGUCUUCUCGAAGGAAAAGAAAACCUUGGUCGGAAGCAGAGGAUAUGGAACUUAUUGCUGCUGUGCAGAAAUGUGGUGUUGGGAAUUGGGCAAACAUCUUGCGAGGAGACUUCAAGGGAAAUAGGACUGCUGCACAGCUGGCUCAGAGGUGGACUAUCAUUAAGAAGCGACUUGUCAACUUAAAUGUGGAAGGAAACUCAACUAUUCCCCAACUUUCUGAGGCACAGUUGGCUACACGUAGUGCUUUGUCCUUAGCCCUUGAUAUGCCAGAUAAAAACUUAACGGCAGCUUGUACAAAUAACCCUGGUUUGAAGCCCUCAUCCAGUAAUCCUGCACUUCCAACUACUAGUGGUGAAGCUUCUGUCCAAGCCCAAAAUCAGUCUCAACAAGGUCCUAUCACUUCUGUCUCAACCCACAAUCAGCCUCAAAAAGGUCCAAUUACUUAUGUCCCCGCCCAAAAUCUGUCUCAGCAAGGUCCUGUUGCUUCAGUCCAAGUCCCAAAUCAGUCUCAACAAGGUCCCAUGACUACAAAAACCUCCCCUAGGGGACCAUCAGCUUCUACUUUAAAAUCUCGGGUAAGUUUGAAAAAGCCACCAGCAAAAUCUUUUCCCUGUACAGGUUCAAUCCUAGAUGCCACUGCAGUUGCUGCUGGGGCCCGCAUUGGUAGCCCAGAGGCUGCUGCAUUUCUGCUUAAGGCUGCUCAGUCCAAAAAUGCUAUUCAUAUUAUGGCUUCAGGUGGCUCUUCUGUUAAACCUCUCAUGCCCGGUGGAACCUCUUCCCAUUUGGAGGUUCAUUCUAAUGUGCAAUAUGUUAGUACUGGCCUAACAGCUGAACCAGUCUCCUCUCCUGUUGUUUCAUCUUCUACCUUGCAUCCUGGUUCAGUAAAAUCAGCGACGUACAGAGUUGAGCAUACUCCUGCUUCUUCCUCAUUAUUAAAUGCUUCAACUCAGCAGUGUAAUGCCGUUACGUCUGGUCCAACUGUUGAAGGUCCUCUGAAGGAAGAAAUUGAGGCAGCACUAGAGAUCAAGGGUUCUGUGUCAGACAGUUUGCCUAAAGAGCAGGUGCAAGAAAAUGGAGCAUGUGUGUCAAAAAAUGAACCAGGUGAGGGAGUUAAAGAACACAAAGCAGCCGCAUCAAAUCCAAAUGAGUUUAAGGAUCUUGAGGCUGUUGCUGAACAUCCUAAUGGGACAUUAAUGGUUGAGAGUGAUCAAGUAGAUGUCACAGCAAACCUGGUUGAAGAGAGUCAAACUGGCAAUGAUAGUAAGAUUGAUUAUUCAUUGGUUAAAAAAAGUGACAAUCAACCUGCAGCUGAAGAGAGUAGCAGGAACCAGAGCAUGAUUAAGUCACCUGCUGAAGCCUCUUUAAAUGAUGGAAGCACCAAGAAUCUGGAGGUUUUGAGCAAAGCAGAAACUGGCCAAGCUAAAUAGUGAGACAUGAAAUCUUGUUUUUAGUAAUAUAUCUCUCUAUUUUAAGAAAAAUAUAUUGUAGAUUUAGCUGGCAAAGAGUCCUGUGAAAAGAAAGAAAUUAGUUUCAACAGUGGUGUUAUUCCUUUGAUAGUUCUCGUGGAAGGGAAAAGAGAAAAGUAGCUUCGAUUAUACCUUUUUCUUGUAGCUUUAAUUAUAGGUUUUUUCAUGACUAUAAUCUAUAUACUCUUCGAGUUUGGUGGAUUCUGGUUAAUUUUUUAUGGUUAAA